Molecule: messenger RNA, 1549 nt
Organism: Gordionus sp. m RMFG-2023
Lineage: Eukaryota; Metazoa; Nematomorpha; Gordioida; Chordodea; Parachordodidae
Product: integrin beta-PS-like
Exons: 10
Coding region: 95-1459 (454 amino acids)
Biological process (GO): integrin-mediated signaling pathway; cell migration; cell-matrix adhesion
Cellular component (GO): integrin complex; focal adhesion; cell surface
Molecular function (GO): integrin binding
Source: RefSeq, a predicted model, not a curated record
CAAGAAUAUAUAUAUUUUUUCUUAAAAUUAAAGAUACAUUUCUAGUAACUCUAAAGGAACUUUCAAUUAUAUUAUAUGGCUAAAUAUUUUUUGAAUGUCUAACAUUAUGCUCAUAUUAACUUAUUUAUUCGUAUGUUUUUAUUAUACACAAAUAUCCUUCAAUUUUUUAUUCUGUGAAGAAGUAGAAUUAUCUAAAACACAAAAUCCCUGCACAGCUGGAAAAAGUUGUGGGGAGUGCAUAAAAAGCCCCUAUGAAUGUGCUUGGUGCCAAAUUGAAGAAUAUGGUUUGGAUGGCAAAUCUAGAUGUGAUUUUUCGCGCAACCUAACGGAAAGGGGCUGCGAAAUAUCGAAAAUAAUAGAUCCCAGCAAUUAUAUACAUAUAAUCAUUAACAAACCAUUAGGCCAUUACGGAACAAUGGAAAAUUUUGUUCAAAUAGCUCCUCAAGCAUUGAAAAUUGGGAUGAGACCAAAAACUCAACUCACAUUUAAAGUGAAAUUCAGACGAGUUAAAGAUUAUCCUAUGGAUUUGUACUAUUUGAUGGAUUUAUCGAAUCCUGUGGAAGAUUAUAAGAAACACCUGGCUCGAUUAGGAGAUCUGCUAAGGGAGAGCACGAUAAAUAUAACCUCCGACUUCCGGGUUGGUUUUGGGUCUUUCGUGGACCGAGCAGUUAUGCCCAACGCGAGCGUUGCGCCUGUAAAAUGGGGCAAUUCUUACAAGAAUCACGUGAGCUUAACUAGAGAUAUUUAUCGAUUCGCUGACGAAAUUAAAAAAACUCUCGUCUCCCGAAAUUCGGAUGCUCCUGAAGGUGGGGGUUCCGAUGCUAUUUUGCAGGCUAUUGCGUGUCGCGACGAAAUAGGAUGGAGAUAUAAAGCUCGAAAAUUAUUGAUAUUUUUAACGGACAGCUUUCAUUUUGGGAGGGAUGGAAAUAGGGGUGGUAUCGCUAAACCGAAUGAUGGUGAAUGCCAUUUAGACAGGAAUGGCGAUUAUACACGAAGCACCGUACAGGAUUAUCCUUCUGUCAAUCAAAUUAUUCGAAAGGUUAGGGAGAAUAGCGUUAAUAUCAUAUUCGCAACUACGGGCGAACAAUGGACGGCAUAUCAAAAGUUCAGCAAAAUAUUGGAAGGUUCGGCUGUAUGUCAAUUAACCAACGAUUCGUCGAAUAUCGUUGAAUUGAUCAAAGACAAUUACAAUAAAAUAACAUCAAAAGUCGAGUUGCUAGAUAAUGCCUUGCCCAAUAUUACGAUUUCGUACGAAUCUUCUUGUCUUGAAACGAAAUCGAGAAAAACGAAAUUGUGUGAAGGGUUAAAAGUUGGUGAUACGGUAACAUUUGACGUGACUAUCAACAUGGAAUCGUGCUUGAAGGAUAACGUAUUCCACUUGAAGAUCAAUCCCGUAGGUAUGAACGAAGUGAUAAACAUCAAACUAGAAAGCAUUUGCCAUUGUGCCAUUUUUCCAUAAACCGUGUUUAAAUACAUUUAUUCAAAUAUGUAUAUAUAUAUGUAUAGAUUUAGUGUUUACAAAUAACAUUCAUAUUAGGAAUUUAUUCUA